AUGUACGGGUGUAUAUACCCCGAUGAGGCUCACUUUUUCACUGUUUCCUUUUUUCUCUCCACUUCCUACCACCAACAAACCAAAAUGCCUCAGAACGAGUACAUUGAGCAGCACAUCAAGCAGCAUGGUAGAAGACUCGAUCAUGAAGAGAGGAAAAGAAAGAGAGAGGCCAGAGAGGGCCACAGAGUGGCUAAAGAUGCACAGAAUUUGAAGGGAUGGAGAGGUAAGCAAUUUGCCAAAAAGAGAUAUAGCGAAAAGGUGGCCAUGAAGAAGAAAAUCAAGGCGCAUCAAGAAUCCAAGGUCAAGGGACCAUCGACUCCAAAGCAAGACGAUGGCGAGGCUCUUCCAACGUAUUUGUUGGAUCGUCAAACGAACAAUACCGCCAAGGCCAUCUCUUCUUCCAUUAAGCAGAAGAGAAUGGAGAAGGCAGACAAAUUUUCUGUUCCAUUACCUAAGGUGAGAGGUAUUUCUGAAGAGGAAAUGUUUAAGGUGAUUAAGACUGGAAAAUCGAAGCACAAGUCUUGGAAGAGAAUGAUCACCAAACACACUUUUGUCGGCGAAGGUUUUACACGUAGACCGGUCAAGAUGGAAAGAAUCAUCAGACCUUCCGCCUUGAGACAGAAGAAAGCCAAUGUGACCCACCCAGAAUUGGGAGUCACGGUGUUCUUGCCAAUUCUUGGAGUCAAGAAGAAUCCACAGUCUCCAAUGUACACUCAGUUAGGUGUUUUAACUAAAGGUACCAUCAUUGAAGUGAACGUUUCCGAGUUGGGUUUGGUGACUGCUGGUGGUAAGGUUGUUUGGGGUAAGUAUGCGCAAAUCACUAAUGAGCCAGACAGAGACGGCUGUGUGAAUGCAGUUUUGUUGGUUUGA
Messenger RNA from Clavispora lusitaniae ATCC 42720, 870 nucleotides. RefSeq lists its product as uncharacterized. The record is from RefSeq and is a predicted model, not a curated record. Gene Ontology annotation, biological process: maturation of 5.8S rRNA; maturation of LSU-rRNA. NCBI's taxonomy places the organism in Eukaryota, Fungi, Ascomycota, Pichiomycetes, Serinales, Metschnikowiaceae. Gene Ontology annotation, cellular component: preribosome, large subunit precursor; nucleolus.